Molecule: messenger RNA, 777 nt
Organism: Thelazia callipaeda (thelaziosis nematode)
Lineage: Eukaryota; Metazoa; Nematoda; Chromadorea; Rhabditida; Thelaziidae
Source: the annotation of a GenBank genome assembly
AUGUGGAAAGAAAUUCUGGAUAUUGAAACUAAUGGGCGAUAUGACUCAGGAAAGUUGGCACGCAUAAUGAUGGCACAUCGCGAUGUGAAACGUGAUACUUUAGCUGACUUUUGGGAGAAAAGAUUAAAAGAUCAAGAACUUCGAGAUGAACCGUACCAAACUUCGAGCAAGUAUCAAGCAGGACAAUGCUGCACGUGUUCACGUGGACCACCUGGUUUACCAGGAGCUCCUGGACGUGAUGGUAUAGCAGGAAAUGAUGGUGCUGUUGGUCAAAUUGGACCACCUGGCCCACCAGCUCCUUAUGGAUCUGAAAUUCAAAGUUUAUUUGCUCCACAGUGCCCUUGUGAAUCACCACCUGGUGAACCUGGACCAAAGGGACAACCAGGACCUGAUGGUCCACCAGGCCUGCCUGGUCAAACUGGUGAAGAUGGAAAACCUGGUGAUCAAGGACCAAGAGGACCACCUGGGCAACCAGGUCAACCUGGGCAACCUGGAAGAAGUGGACCACCUGGAGAACCAGGAAUAUAUAGAACUGAAGUCGGACCACCAGGGCGACCAGGCGCUCCAGGUCAUCCUGGGCCUCCGGGUGCUGUGGGACCUCCAGGAGCAAAUGGCAACGAUGGACCAAUUGGUCAACAAGGUUCUCCAGGUUUGCCUGGACCACCUGGACAACCUGGUCAAAGUGGACGACCAGGACCAGUGGGACCACCAGGAGAAGCUGGUGCACCUGGAAGUUGUGACCACUGUCCACCAGCUCGUCUUGCUCCUGGUUACUAA